GCGGUCGGCAAGCUGGCUCCCCGGGUGGCCACCGGGACCCCCGAGCCCAAUGGCGGGGGCGGCAGCAAAAUCGACAGCACUGUAGAGAUCACUCCCAGCCCCAACGGAGUCGGGACCCUCGGAGAUGCGGUGCCCACGGAGCAGCUGCAGGGUGAGCGGGAGCGCGAAAGGGAGCGGGAGGGGGAGGGCGACGCGGGCGGCGACGGAAUGGGCAGCAGCCUGUCGCUGGCCGUGCCCCCCGGCCCCCUCAGCUUUGAAGCGCUGCUCGCCCAGGUGGGGGCGCUGGGCGGCGGCCAGCAGCUGCAGCUCGGCCUCUGCUGCCUGCCCGUGCUCUUCGUGGCGCUGGGCAUGGCCUCGGACCCCAUCUUCACCCUGGCGCCCCCACUGCACUGCCACUACGGAGGCUUCGCCCCCAACGCCUCCGGCUGGGAGCAGCCCCCCAACGCCAGCGGCGUCAGCGUCGCCAGCGCGGCCCUAGCAGCCAGCGCCGCCAGCCGCGUCGCCACCAGUACGGACCCCUCGUGCAGCGGCUUUGCCCCGCCGGACUUCAACCAUUGUCUCAAGGACUGGGACUAUAACGGUCUGCCGGUGCUCACCACCAACGCCAUUGGCCAGUGGGAUCUAGUGUGUGACCUGGGCUGGCAGGUGAUCCUGGAGCAGAUCCUCUUCAUCUUGGGCUUUGCCUCUGGCUACCUGUUCCUGGGCUACCCGGCGGACAGGUUUGGCCGUCGAGGGAUUGUGCUGCUGACCUUGGGGUUGGUGGGCCCCUGUGGAGUGGGAGGGGCUGCCGCAGGCUCCUCCACAGGUGUCAUGGCCCUCCGAUUCCUCCUGGGCUUUCUGCUUGCCGGAGUUGACCUUGGUGUCUACCUAAUGCGCCUGGAACUGUGCGACCCAACCCAGAGGCUUCGGGUGGCCCUGGCAGGGGAGUUGGUGGGGGUGGGGGGGCACUUCCUGUUCCUGGGCCUGGCCCUUGUCUCUAAGGACUGGCGAUUUCUUCAGCGAAUGAUCACCGCUCCCUGCAUCCUCUUCCUGUUUUAUGGCUGGCCUGGUUUGUUUCUGGAGUCUGCGAGGUGGCUAAUAGUGAAGCGACAGAUUGAGGAGGCGCAAUCCGUGCUGAGGAUCCUGGCUGAGCGGAACCGGCCCCAUGGGCAGAUGCUGGGAGAGGAGGCCCAGGAGGCCCUGCAGGACCUGGAGAACACCUGCCCUCUCCCUGCAACAUCCUCCUUUUCCUUCGCCUCCCUCCUCAACUACCGCAACAUCUGGAAAAAUCUGCUUAUCCUGGGCUUCACCAACUUUAUUGCCCAUGCCAUUCGCCACUGCUACCAGCCUGUGGGAGGAGGAGGGAGCCCAUCGGACUUCUACCUGUGCUCUCUGCUGGCCAGUGGCACAGCAGCCCUGGCUUGUGUCUUCCUGGGGGUUACCGUGGACCGAUUUGGCCGCCGGGGCAUCCUGCUACUCUCAAUGACCCUCACUGGCAUUGCGUCCCUGGUCCUGCUGGGCCUGUGGGAUUAUCUGAAUGAGGCUGCCAUCACCACCUUCUCUGUCCUUGGCCUCUUCUCCUCCCAAGCUGCUGGCAUCCUCAGUACCCUCCUCGCUGCUGAAGUCAUUCCUACCACUGUCCGGGGCCGAGGCCUGGGCCUGAUCAUGGCACUGGGAGCUCUUGGAGGGCUGAGUGGCCCAGCCCAGCGCCUCCACAUGGGUCACGGAGCCUUCCUGCAGCAUGUGGUGCUGGCGGCCUGUGCCCUCCUCUGCAUCCUCAGCAUCAUGCUUCUGCCGGAGACCAAGCGCAAACUCCUGCCCGAAGUGCUGCGGGAUGGGGAGCUGUGCCGCCGGCCUUCCCUGCUGCGGCAGCCACCCCCUAACCGCUGUGACCAUGUCCCACUGCUUGCCACCCCCAACCCUGCCCUCUGAGUGGCCUCUGAGCACCCUGGCAGGAGGCUGGCUUGUACGGAAAUAUGGUAUAAGGCCCUGGCGAACUGAUUGGGAGGACUGAGUGAGGAAGGCAGGGCUGUCCAGAAGGCUCAGAGGCACCUCAUGCCAGCCAUCGAGGAGAGCUCAGAGGGCUGUCCCCACCCCCAUCUCCUCCCUGCUGCUUUGUGUUCACUUCCUUGGCAAGAGUCAGGGGACAGGGAGCGAGCUCCACAGUGUAACCACUAGGUCUGGGCUCCAUCCUGUGCCCAAAGACAUCCUCCCAGACCUCGUUCUUUCUUGCUCUAUCAUUCUGUUUCAAUAAAGACAUUUUGAAUAAAUGAGCAUAUCAUA
This is a messenger RNA of Neofelis nebulosa (Clouded leopard), 2262 nucleotides long. RefSeq names its product solute carrier family 22 member 17 (gene SLC22A17). NCBI's taxonomy places the organism in Eukaryota, Metazoa, Chordata, Mammalia, Carnivora, Felidae. Gene Ontology annotation, molecular function: transmembrane transporter activity. Gene Ontology annotation, cellular component: membrane. The transcript has 10 exons. The record is from RefSeq and is a predicted model, not a curated record. Gene Ontology annotation, biological process: transmembrane transport. The coding region runs from base 208 to 1911 and encodes 567 amino acids.